GGCUACGAUCUGCGAAGUCCUAUAGCUCACUGAAGUCAACAUAACGUAGGAAGAGGCUCAUCUCCAGCCACAAGGAGCAGACGUCUACUGGGUCCGGCUGUACGCCGUGUUAGGCGAAGGUAACCACAGGGCUGAACAGCGACCUUGUGCUCAGAUGGCCUACCUCCCACCCCCUAUGACAACACCUCCUCUGGAUUGGUCAUUCUCCCCGCCAUCUCGCCAGAAAACCCUUCGGACAGCUUCAAAUCAGUCACAGAAAUCUGCCUCGGGUCUCAAUAUCAAGACGGACGAUGUACACUUCCAAAACCAGCUACAGUUCCAGGGCAGGAAUCCGGUAGCUUCAGCUACAACCCCGAUUCAAAUUUCGAACCAUCCUCCUGGUACCAAUAAUGGAGACCAUCCAAAUCAUUACUCCUUGAACGAUUCGCCAAAUUCGUUCCAUAUUCCCUCGUUUACAAACUCCCCAGUACAAGCAAGUCCGCCGAAUUCCAGGCAACCUCAGACUGCUAGCUCAAGUCACUCUGGCUCAAAUCCUGGAAUACAUCAUCAUAACUUAUACCCUGGGGCUGCAAGCGCCCAUCAAUCCACCAACUCUCUUUCGAGACCUCGGAGAGGACUGCUUGUACCAGCUCAUGCGUACCUCCAGAAGAAUACCAAGCAAGCCCGGGCAUUUGCUGAGAGAUUUGGGAAGUUCGACUAUGAAGGAGAAGUCAAGGUUGGAGCCGGAUCUGGUGGAACGAACGGAAAUGCUGGGAAUGCUACUGGGUAUGCCAUCUGGGUAGUAGAUAAAUGGGUAACAGACUCGACAAGACCCUUGAAGACUAUCAUCGUGCCGACAGCAGCCGCUGCAGCAGCAAAAUCUACCAACUCGCCUUCUACGUCGCAUAAUACCCAGACAUCCCCUCGCCGUACAUCAUCGCCCACUGAGAAGCAAUCGACUACUUCCGCCUCGACCUCUCCCACUGUCACUGGAUCGAACCACACUUCGCAAGUGCAAGCAGGGACAAUCACCCUACAUCUUCUCACACCGCAAGCGACCUUGAGCGAUGUUCAAGCAACGAGAGAGAUAGAAGCGGCAGUGCGGCUCCUGCGACGAGGUAGAGAAGGAGCCGCACUCGGUGCAGGAACUAUAGGUUCUGGCGGGAUGGGAUGGGAAGAUCGAGGUAGACUCGGUCUGGGAGGAGUUGGUCAGGGCAGUAUGGGUGUAGGAAUAGGAAUGGGUGCCGGUGGAAGAGGUAUCGAGACGGAAUGGGGCGUCAUGGUAGUGACCUCCUUGUCAAACCUCAGACAGGAUGUACAACCUAUUCUUAUACCCUCUGGCGAUCUGCGACCCGCUCUCCCGCUCAUCGAAACUCUCCUAAAUCUCCGUCGACUAGGUUCUUCCUCCCGACAGUCGCUCUCACUCGAAUUACCUUCUAAGGCGACUCAGUACAAGUUCUUUUCGCUUUACCGGUUCCAGCAAUCCGGUGAAGGCGGAUCAGGCAAAUUUGAGCGCACGGUCGACGAACUGGUACGAGUCCUCAAGAUCGCACUCGCCCUUUGGGGCUUGUCCGAGCCUGACGAUGACGAAGAGGGGAAGGAACCGGAAGGUCUAUGUACAGACAAGAUGAUCGAGAGGCUGGGAAAGUGGAGGAAGAUGAUCAAAGGGCUGAAACAGGAGGAACUUUCAGCUACAUUAGGAACAGGCACUUCAGAAUCAAUGGAAGAAGUUCUCACUGCGCACGGGCCUGCCAUCGUUGCUAGCUUGUUGAGCAGCAUCACUUCUGCGCGUGUCAAGUUGGCAGCCUUAGAUCUGGAAAGAGUGCCUAGGGACCCUUUCACGAAGCGAAGAGACUUUCAGGCAGCGAUCAUAUUCUUUCAGCGAACAUAUAUGCAUCGAGCGUCUCCCUUGACCGACCAUCUCGACAUAGAGAUAUACGCGGCCAUCACCGAGGCGUAUAAUAAAGAAAGGCACCAUGACCAGACUCGCAUCACCCGCAUGCUGAAGAAUCAGGUCACGCAAGCCGGAUCCAAUAUCGUGUCAAAUCUAAAUAUCGGUCUGAGACGAGAGCGAGAUCGAGAUUCCGACGAAGAGACCUACGAUACAGCUGAUGACGGGAUCGAGGCGACUGCGGGCAAUGGAUCAACUUCGGCACCAGACGUCGUCACCUGUAAUCUCGACUGCUUUGUCAGGCUGGUGAUCACCGGGAAGUCUGGAGUAGGGUACGGUCGACUGCGUGCUCUUUGGACAGAUAAGGUUGCGGAACACCCAAGAGAAGGGCGACGACACCACCAUCUCGUCCAUCAUCGGGAACAUCAAACCCAUCACGAUUUCGCAUUUGACAAGUCGGAUCAGCGGGAGACGGCUGGAGAGGCCGAUCUCGAUACUGUCGAGGAGGCGGUUUCUCCAGAGCGGCGAGACGGGCGGCGGCACCUUCGUCAUAAAAGCUUGACAACCAGGAAGGGGACCUUGCGGAACAUGACAAGCAAGACCGGUCACGCUCUGAAGGAUUGGGCUAGCCGACGGGGUACGCUUUUUGCGGAUUCUGGAGAUGAACAAUCAGCGUCAGCACCGCCAUCAAUCGCCAACUUCAGACCGACCCCGUCGAGGCAGCCGUCCGUACCGGUUGUCGUCCUCCCUGAAGAAGAGGAAACAGACUUCAACGACCACUCGAAUUUGCGCAAUCAUUCCGAUGUCCACUCGUCUCACGGUUCGCACAGAGCGGCUUCGGAUACAUCCCGACCGAGCAUUAUCACAAAUGCCUCGUAUAUCGAAUCAGACACGUUUGACGAAGGUGGGCCAGAUCCGGCAGGCUAUCGAAGCUACAAACCGGAUCCGAUCAACCGCACGUCAAUCGUGAGCGACAUGAACAGCAUACCGAAAAGCAAGACGGAUCGGUUCCUCGGCGGGCGUCGUAGGCCUCUUGAACGGAUGGUGACAACUGGAAAUUUCAGAAAAGCCAUUGCAGCUGGUGCGGAAUGGCUACAUGGGGGGCAUAAGGACUCAGUUUAUGAAGAAGAGCUCGUCAAACAGGUUCGCGAACGAGGAUUACAUCGCCGAUGGAGCUUUGAGACACCAAGACUGCCGGGACAGAUCGUACACACUCCCCAUCGAUACUUGCAAAUUGACGUUCAACUCUGUGCAAGAGUGUGGAUCAUGCGGCAACGCGAGCGGGAGCUUCGGGAUAAGGCAGAUGCAUAUGCUGUAAGCUGAGAUUAGUAGAUGCCCGGUACCGCUCAUUGACGCUUGGAUGUUUGCAGGCUUUGGAGGAUGCGGUUUCGAAUACGGUCACGAUCUACGUCCAGGAAAUCAAGAUGCGGCGCGCCAAGAUCGAAGCGCUAGAAGAGGCGGCACAAGGACUGCUAA
Messenger RNA from Filobasidium floriforme, 3346 nucleotides. RefSeq lists its product as uncharacterized. Gene Ontology annotation, cellular component: Sin3-type complex. The transcript has 13 exons. Lineage: Eukaryota; Fungi; Basidiomycota; Tremellomycetes; Filobasidiales; Filobasidiaceae. The record is from RefSeq and is a predicted model, not a curated record. Bases 155 to 3193 code for a protein of 1012 amino acids.